Notothenia coriiceps (black rockcod) is the source of this 1585-nucleotide messenger RNA. RefSeq names its product oxysterol-binding protein-related protein 2-like. The record is from RefSeq and is a predicted model, not a curated record. Gene Ontology annotation, cellular component: perinuclear endoplasmic reticulum; cytosol; plasma membrane. Gene Ontology annotation, molecular function: cholesterol binding. The annotation marks the transcript as partial. Lineage: Eukaryota; Metazoa; Chordata; Actinopteri; Perciformes; Nototheniidae. The transcript has 12 exons.
CCACGCCCCCCUGUGUCAGGCACUUCCGCCUCUGUGUCAAGGCUUCACUAAAUUCUUGCUCACAUCCCUGGACUUGUCAAAACAUUCACUCUGCGCACACAGAUCCUGCUUCUCUCGACAACGCUAAAGAAACCCAACCUGAGCUCAGAAGUCAGCUGUGGACGUCUCUGAAUCAAGCUGCAGAUUUGCUCCAAUUGAGCCCCUGGAUAUUGAGCGAACAUCGUGCUGUUGCCGUGCUGACAGGCCAGAGGGACAUUGAUCGCCAGGUGUCCCUCCAGAGGAACUCUGAGGGGUCGCCACGGAAAGGAACAUGUUCUAGAAGUCGUACGUCUGUCCUAAUCCACUGGUCGGCUUUGACUCUAGAAGAUGAACAAUGAGGAUGAGUUCUACGACGCCGUCACAGGUCUGGAUUCAGACGAGUCGUAUGAAGGCGUAUCGGAGGCCAGCUUCAAAGAUGCGCUGGUGUUUGACAGCAGCAGCCAGAAGAACAAUGGGUCUGUGCCACAAGAGAAUGGCAUCAAGAAACACAGGACGUCAUUACCGGCGGCCAUGUUCUCCAGAAACACUAUCAGUGUGUGGAGCAUCCUGAAGAAAUGCAUCGGACUGGAACUCUCCAAGAUCACGAUGCCCAUCGCCUUCAACGAGCCUCUGAGCUUCCUGCAGAGAAUCACAGAGUACAUGGAACACACUUACCUCAUCAACAGAGCCUGCGCAUUGCCCGACUCCAUAGAGCGCAUGCAGGCGGUAGCUGCUUUUGCUGUGUCAGCGGUUGCGUCUCAGUGGGACAGAACUGGAAAACCUUUCAACCCUCUGCUGGGAGAGACCUAUGAGCUCACCAGAGAGGACCAGGGCUUCCGGCUGGUGUCGGAGCAGGUAUCCCACCAUCCCCCGGUCAGUGCCUUCCAUGCAGAGAGUCUGGUGGGGGACUUUGUCUUCCACGGAUCUAUCUACCCCAAACUCAAGUUCUGGGGCAAGAGCGUCGAGGCCGAGCCGAAAGGGACCAUCACACUAGAGCUGCUCAAGCACAACGAGGCGUACACAUGGAGUAACCCCUACUGCUGUGUUCACAACAUCAUCCUGGGGAAGCUGUGGAUAGAGCAGUAUGGCACCGUGGAGAUAGUCAACCACAGCACUGGAGACAAAUGCGUGUUGAAUUUCAAACCCUGCGGGAUGUUUGGCAAAGAGCUGCACAAAGUGGAGGGAUACAUCCAGGAUAAGAGUAAAAAGAAGCACUGUGUGAUCUACGGGAAGUGGACCGAGUGCAUGUGGAGCGUGGACCCUCAGGCGUACGAGGCCCACAAGAAGUCGGAGAAGAGAGGGGACAACAAGAAGCACAAAAGUGAGGACCAGGAGGAGAACGAUGACGCGGACGACAUGCCCGAUGCCCAGGAGACGGUCUGUGUGGUACCAGGAAGCACUCUGCUGUGGAGGAUAGACUCCAGACCGGCUCUCUCUACUCAGAUGUACAACUUCACCAACUUUGCGAUGUCUCUCAAUGAGAUGGAGCCCGGCAUGGAGGGCAGGGUGGCCCCCACAGACUGCCGCUUCAGGCCCGACAUCAGAGCCAUGGAGAACGGCUUGAUGG